AGAAGCUUCUGGCUGGAGUUUAAAGUUACGGUUUUGCGGAGAGACAUGAUGGAUCAAUGGAUGGUCGUUUCUCGAAUUCUCCGGGAUCGGAACUAGGAUGUUUUGGUUUGCCGAUAUGGCCUGAUGUUGCUUCUCCUCUUGUCACAAAACCUCGCAGAGCUUUCUUUGAUUUUUGGAUUGUAAGUGGAAGAAAUUUCUUUUUCACCUCAAGAGAAAUUUAUAGAAUCUUCGUCGUCGUCGUUGAUGAGACGGAAGAAGUGGAGCAUAGUAAUUGAAAGCCAAAAUAUGUUGUUUUUUCCAGAGAUAGUCCUCACUGGGCUCUAAAGAGGAUCAGACAUUUAUCUCUUGCCUGUGGUCCCAGCAUUGUUUUG
This is a messenger RNA of Mollisia scopiformis, 371 nucleotides long. RefSeq lists its product as uncharacterized. The record is from RefSeq and is a predicted model, not a curated record. The transcript is spliced from 2 exons. The coding region runs from base 57 to 275 and encodes 72 amino acids. Lineage: Eukaryota; Fungi; Ascomycota; Leotiomycetes; Helotiales; Mollisiaceae.